Messenger RNA from Liolophura sinensis, 2847 nucleotides. RefSeq names its product receptor-type tyrosine-protein phosphatase kappa-like. The transcript is spliced from 15 exons. Gene Ontology annotation, biological process: protein dephosphorylation. The record is from RefSeq and is a predicted model, not a curated record. Lineage: Eukaryota; Metazoa; Mollusca; Polyplacophora; Chitonida; Chitonidae. Gene Ontology annotation, molecular function: protein tyrosine phosphatase activity. The coding region runs from base 1 to 1629 and encodes 542 amino acids.
AUGACCCAUUCUAGGGUGUUGUUGUCCGUAACAGAUGACCAGGACACGGAUUACAUCAAUGCUUGUUAUAUCAAUGGUUACAACGAACCAAAGAAGUACAUUGCUUCACAGGAUUCUCCUCUCAUCUUAUUCAUAUCAUCGGAAAGAUCCCAACUGUUAAAAUCGCCAUUGUCAUGGCCCAAUGAUGUCAUCCUGAACGAUUUUCUGCGCAUGAUCUGGGAACAGAAGUCUGGGAAGAUCGUCAUGGUGACCAACCUAAAAGAGGCAGCAAAGACCAAGUGCUCUCAAUACUGGCCUGAUGAAGGAUCAGAGAAUUUUGGUCUGAUCACAGUGACAUUACUGGAGGAGGAGAAUUACGCGGAUUUCACCGUGAGAACUCUGCAACUGACACACAUUAAGAGAAAGCAGGAAGGUCAAACUGUGAAACAGUUCCACUUUACGGCCUGGCCUGAUCACGGUGCGCCUGCGCACGCUACUGCGUUACUCGACUUCCGGGAUAAAGUUAACAGUUGUCAGACGCAAGUCAGUGGACCAGUUGUCGUGCACUGCAGUGCUGGUGUGGGUCGUACGGGAACGUACAUAGCUCUGGAUUACCUGAUCGCCCAGGCUCAUGACGAGGGGGUGGUGGAUGUGCCUGCCUGUGUUAGGCAACUCCGGGAACAGCGCGUUAACAUGGUCCAGACUCUGGAGCAGUACAAAUUCCUUCACGAAGCGCUUGCAGAAGCGUUAAAACCUGGAAGUAGCAGUGUUCAUAGUGUGGAAUUCCCUCGUGUCUUUGCUGAGUUGAUUACCCCAGACCCAGAAACCGGUAUGACCAAGAUGGCGGAACAGUUCCAGUCUCUCCAAAGGCUGACAGCUCCCCUGGAUAAAGCUGUUCUCACCGCGGCACGUCAUCCGGACAACGUCUCCAAAAACAGAUCAGACAGAAUCCUGGCAGCGGACACAUGCAGACCGUACCUGUCAACUCCUGUACCUGAGGGGAAUAACUACAUCAAUGCUGUAUACCUGCCAACGUUCAAAUCGAGGAGGGGUCUAAUUAUCACUCAGACUCCUCUGCCCAGCACAGAUCUGGAUUUCUGGCGUCUGGUGUACGACCACGGCAUAACUGUCAUCGUCAUGAUAGACUUGGUAGAGCGAGAUGAUAAGGACCUUGGGAUAUACUGGCCAUUGCAAGGAAAGCAUUUUGACCCAUUUGUGGUGAAAGUCAAGGACAAACAAGAGUGCGAGGGUUUUUCGGUGUGGACGUAUCAUUUGUCUCACAAGGAUACGAAAGUAAUGCACCCUAUCAAGCAGUUCCGGUGUAACUUUUGGACCGGGGAUCCAGCCCUCAACUCGAUAGCCUCACUGCUGUCCGUCAUAGAAGAGGCGACGCAGUGGCAGCAAAAGACAGGCAACGUACCAGUUUUGGUACACUGUAGAGACGGCGUGACGAAAAGCGGUCUGUACUGUGUGGCCACGUCAGUGAUAGAGAGACUGAAGAUGGACGAGGAAGUGAACAUCAUCCACACGGUGAAACAGAUGAGGGCCAACAGGCCACAAAUCAUCACAGAUCUGAAUCAGUUCCAGUUCCUACAUCAAGUGGCUCUGAAGUAUCUGGAGACAGCCCACACAUAUGCUAACUUCGUGUAGAAAUCAUCUGUCCCGUUCUUACCGUGGUGUGUAGAAAGAACAUUGCCUGUGACUUCUAUAGAUCCAUCCGCUGCGAACCUAAGGAUCCAGUUCUGGAAAUCACGAAUGAAGAUCCCGAAUGUUUGUUCAUUUUAAAAGGACUGGCUUUAUUCUAUACUAUAAUCAUAGUCUCUCCAAAUCGCAUACAGUUGAUUCUGUUGUCUUGAAGGUUUGUGAUAACUAUUGUUAUUGCAUGUAAGCAUGUAAAUCCGAAAGUACAGAUAAUAUCAGCUGUACGUGUAGUAUCAGAAGUACAUGUAAUUCAAGAAGUACGUGUAAAUAGAGAAGGUUAUGCCCACAUGCAUAUGUACUGUUCAUAUUUUUAGGAUUCUUUUGUCUGCCAGCUUCAACCGAUUUUCGCGGCUUGCAUUCACAAAUUGCAUCGGAUUUUUACCUGAAAAUUUUCGCUUUUUGUUAUGCUCCUCUAAAACAUGACCAAACCUCGUCGUAACGCGUUCGUUUAUAAAUAAGAAUACGUGUAAUUGAAAUAAUCCCGAGGAAAUGUAGGAAAUCAUUUUUCACACGCGAAUCAUUCAGUCAUGGAAUGGUUUUUGUACGGCUGACUUGAUAGGAUGCAUUUGUUUAUCGGUUUGUGUUUACAAAUUGCACGGGCUUUGACCUAAAGCUUUGUCUGGAUUUUCGUGAUGUUCUAAGACAUGACCAGAGCGCGUCGUAACAUUCAUUCACCAAUGGGAAUACCUCAGAUAGCUCCAGUUCGGCUGUUUCGUUGUAGAAUGCUUAAAUGCGCAUUGGAUCAUAUAAAAAAGGUGUCAUAUAAAACGAGCGUGAUUUUCUGAUUUAAAUAUGUAUGUACUGCAGGCAAUUACGUCCUCAAUAAUAUUUUCUUUACUACGUAUUACAGACGAUUUUUGUGUUCUUUUUAAUGAUUUAUGUGUGUGUGACUAUGUUUCUGAGUUGUGGAACACAUGUACCUAUAGUAAACAGCAACAUGUAGAAUCAGUAAGAUCCGAGGUCCAGCAAAGUAUAAACAGAGAUUGCAUCCAUCUAACGUAGAACAUCAUCAUAUAUCCGUAUGUGAACACUAAAGGUACACAUAAAUGUGCCUUUUACAAUAAAUGUAUAGGUCAGCGGAACACAUCUUGUUUAUGCAGGUCUAUGCAAGUUUCAUCAAAGGAGAACAGUUAAAUCCUAGAAAUAAAAGGGUGCGGGGACAAGUAU